This is a messenger RNA of Halteromyces radiatus, 612 nucleotides long. RefSeq names its product ubiquitin-related domain-containing protein. Gene Ontology annotation, biological process: regulation of proteolysis; modification-dependent protein catabolic process; protein neddylation. The record is from RefSeq and is a predicted model, not a curated record. Gene Ontology annotation, molecular function: ubiquitin protein ligase binding; protein tag activity. Gene Ontology annotation, cellular component: nucleus; cytoplasm. Lineage: Eukaryota; Fungi; Mucoromycota; Mucoromycetes; Mucorales; Cunninghamellaceae. Bases 78 to 314 code for a protein of 78 amino acids. The transcript has 4 exons.
UUCCAUUUGUUUUUUUUAUUUAUUUUUAGUUUUAUUUCUUAUUAUUUUUUUUAAAAAAACUCUUUUCCAUAUUCACAAUGUUUAUUAAAGUUAAGACUCUUACUGGCAAAGAAAUUGAAAUAGAUAUUGAACCCAACGAUACUAUUGCUCGCAUCAAAGAACGUGUAGAAGAAAAAGAAGGUAUUCCUCCUCCUCAACAACGUUUGAUUUAUGGUGGCAAACAAAUGGCUGAUGAUAUGACAGCAAAUCAUUAUACUAUUGAAGGUGGUUCUGUAUUGCAUUUGGUAUUGGCUCUUCGUGGUGGUGAUUAUUGAUUUUUUUUGUAGAUGGUAUACCUAGAAACUGUUAUUAUUAUUAUUAUUUACUCUACACACACACACACAUGCAAACAACAUAUAUACAUUCAUCAUCAGGAAACAUAUCUUACAAUUACAAUCAUUGAAACAACAGGAUCGGUUCGCGAUAUCAAUGGAUAUAGUAUAGCUUGUUUCUUUUUUUUUUCUUUUUGUCUUUUAUCUUCCCUUCUUCCUCUUUUAUCAUAUACUUCCCAUUUCCUCUCAUUUAUUUUUUUUUUUUUUUACUUCUUGUAAUAAAAACAGCUACAACAAUAUC